AUGUCGUUCGCUCGGGACGAGGGGAGGACCCUCCCUCCCUCCGUGGACGCUUUCAUAAACAUGCGCGACCUCGUCGUCGGCGACAACGACUGGUACAACGUCACGCCGUCCGUGCGCCGGGCCAUCGAGGGCUUCGCGCUCAUCCUGCGCGACCACGAGGCGCGCCUCAUGAACGGAGGCGAUUCCGGAUCGCCGAUGCCCACCGCCCGGUCGCCCGCGUCCCCGCGCCGAUCCCCGUCCGACGAGCUCGGAUCCUCCACCCUGGAGGUGGCGCAGCUCAAGGACAGGAUCGCGAGGCUCGAGGAGGAGCUCGCGGUCGCCAAACGACGGGUCGCGGAGGUCACCGACGUCGCCGUGAGGGCCGCGUCCGAUGCCAAGACGGCUGUCGUCGAGGUGGACGCGAUACGGCCAGAGGUCGAUCGACUCGCGAACGGGCUCUCCUCGCUGCACACCGCGGUGGGGGCGCACCUGAAGGACAUCCGCGGUACGCUCGCGAACGGUACCCCCGGUAACUCCAACAGUCCCGGAACGCCGACCGGGACGGGUGGGUCCGGUCCCCCCGAGGGCGGCGAGAUUGGCGACCUCACGCGGCGGGUGCGGGACCUCGAGGGCGACGUGGAGAGGAUCGUCGUGGGAUCGGACGGGCAGUCCGCCGGCGUCGCCCGUCGCGUCGCCGCCCUGGAGGAUAACCACAAGACCCUGGAGCGCAGGACGCGGCGGGUGGAGCGCGUGGUGGAGGACGUGAGGUCCGCGGAGGACAGGCGCGCGAGGGCGGAGGAGGCGGAGAGGAUGCGGGAACUUCGGCUCGGCGGACACGCGGGCGGGGGUCCGAGCGGGGGUGGCGGUCCGCGGCGCCGGCGGGGUUCGUCCUCGUCCUCGUCCUCGUCCGAGGACGGGCGGGAGUGGAGCUCCUCUGGAAGGGGGGACGAUCCCAUCGCGGCGCUCGCGGGCGCGUCGGUGAGCACCGGCCUGCACGGCGGCUUCGGAUGA
This is a messenger RNA of Micromonas commoda, 990 nucleotides long. RefSeq lists its product with no specific name. The transcript has a single exon. The coding region runs from base 1 to 990 and encodes 329 amino acids. NCBI's taxonomy places the organism in Eukaryota, Viridiplantae, Chlorophyta, Mamiellophyceae, Mamiellales, Mamiellaceae. The record is from RefSeq and is a predicted model, not a curated record.